Planococcus citri (citrus mealybug) is the source of this 2389-nucleotide messenger RNA. It is a transcript of the gene Dcps, whose product is annotated as Decapping enzyme, scavenger. Gene Ontology annotation, cellular component: P-body; nucleus. The record is from RefSeq and is a predicted model, not a curated record. The transcript has 5 exons. Lineage: Eukaryota; Metazoa; Arthropoda; Insecta; Hemiptera; Pseudococcidae. Bases 143 to 1099 code for a protein of 318 amino acids. Gene Ontology annotation, molecular function: hydrolase activity; RNA 7-methylguanosine cap binding. Gene Ontology annotation, biological process: deadenylation-dependent decapping of nuclear-transcribed mRNA.
GCUCAGUUUACAAUUUUAUAAUUCUUGACGCCAGUGUGAGAUAAAUCAUCGAUUAAUGAUCGUUAUUUCGCAUUAUAAAUAAUUAAUCUUUGUUCGAUAAAGUUCUCAAAACGUUAUCUAAACUAAAUAAUCGUUUCUUUAAAUGGAAAGUGAAAUAGAAUUCCAAGAUCUAUCCAAGUUUAUCGUGAAACGAGUUCUCAGUGACAGCAGCCAACGAAAAACCAUUUGCGUAGAAGGCGAAUUCCAAGAUAAAGAUGGUAAAUUCAUCUUAUUAUUAGAGAAAAAAGCUUUCACCGAAGAUAAUGUGAAGAAUUUAUGUAUCGAAAAAUCGAUUCUAAAAAAAGAAUUCAUCAACGACGUCUACGGUAGUUAUGAAUUAUUCCCUUCGACAGAGCUGAAUGGAGUAAAAGCUACUGUCAUAUAUCCCGCCAGUGAACAUCAUAUUAAAAAAUUCGAAAGGACUCGGGUGCAUAUUUUAGAAGAAACCGAAGAAAUUUACAACAAUAUCACUUUACCUUAUAUCCUACAGCACCAGUUGAGUUUAGAAUGGGUAUUUAAUAUAUUGGAGCAUAAAUCUGAGAAAGACCGAAUUGUUUACGAAGAUACCGAUCCUGAAAACGGAUUCAUACUGAUACCUGAUUUGAAGUGGGAUGGCAAGCAAUUUGAAACCUUAUACCUGUUGGCUAUUUGUAACAAACGUGGCUUGAAAUCGUUACGUGAUUUAAAUUCCAGUCACAUUCAACUAUUAAAUAAUAUCUUAUAUAGUGGUUCUAAAGCUAUCGAAGAUAAAUAUGGAUUAACGAGAUCCAGACUACGAAUUUUUUUCCACUACCCGCCUUCGUUUUAUCAUUUACACGUUCAUUUCACCUACAUCGAUUUCGAAGCUCCGGGUAUUAAUUUCGAACGAGCUCAUUCUUUGGUAUCAGUUUUGGAGAAUAUUCGAACCAAAGGAGAUUACUAUCAACGUACCACUUUACUGUUUCCUAUUCGCGAAUCGGAGAAUUUGUUCGUCAAGUAUAAAGAAGAAGGGUUGCUUUCACCGGUAAACAACUGUAAACGUGUGAAAAAUGACGAGCCAUCGAACGAAAACGUUGAUUAAGAGUAUUAAAAUUGAAAUGAAACGACGAUUGAACGCGUGUCAAAUUUACAUCUUCCUUCUACCAUCUGCCAACUUGAAUGCCCAAGAAAUCAAAAUCGUCGAAAACAAAUUAUACGUGAGUUCGACAGAAACACCCAUCUUUCUGCCAUUCAACAUCGUACCAGGUACAUUGAGCGGUCUGCUUUAUAAAGAUAAUGUUGUAACGUUUCGUACCCGUUUUAUGAAUAAUCUAUCGGAAAACCGUGUCUCGAUCGUUCAUCUGAGUGAAACUGGAUUUUUCAAAGAACUGAAGAAGUUGCAAGUCGGCGAUCGUAUUAGCCUAUCGUGUUCUCAAUGCGGAUUCGAAAUACUGAAGAACGAUGUAACUUUGAGAUACGUUUCGUACGAAGGCGAAGAGAUCUUCGAUACGUCUGAUAUGUUUUGCCACGGUAAUAAAAAAACAUCGAGUAAUACCGUCGAAUUACCCGAAGGAGUACGUUUAAUUUACGAAAAUGGCAGUAUUAUCGUAUCUCCUUUCGACGCCGAUAAUAUGAAAUGGACGAAUAAAGGUGUCAUCAGCUGUAUCCGGUGCCUGAAUUGGUUAGGAAUUGCUAAAAACGAAAACGCUGUUCAGUUUUGGAUCGAUAGUGUCAAAAUACUGGAUUUCUUCCAAGACUGUACCCAGCAAGAUGUUGCUACUCAGAUAUUCUACUCAGUUCUUGAAAAAACCAUUACGAGUUGUCUGUUUCCUAUUUGUAAUAUCAUGUUGGUUUGUAAGGUAUCCGAUUGUGAAGAAAGUCGAUUACUGCUGACUGUGAUGGAUCGAAACGUUUUCAUCUACGAGUAUAAUUAUCAAGAAGAUUCGCCCAAAUUUCGUGAAAUUAUUUUCGUCAAGAUAUUAUUCAAAGAGUUAGGAGCUGAUGAACAAGACGAAAGUAAUAUUCACGGAUUGAUUUACGUAUCGAAAUCAACCUUGUGUGCAGCUUUACACGCGCUGUAUUCGUCUGCGAAGGAAAUUCCUCACUUUGAUACCGAAGAGAAAAUUGCUUAUUUGAGGAUUAAAUGAUGUUGUGAUUUUAGUUAUAUUUUUAUUUCGAGCAUUUUUUUUUAUUAUUAUUAUUACGUAGUGUGAAUGGAAGUUGAAUGGAUUGACGAUGCGAAUUAUAUAGUUUGAUCGUGUUUAUUUUAAUUUUGCACGUUUUAUAUUCUUUCCUAUGAUUGUGAAAUUAUCUCAGGAUUCUAUUAUGAUGUUCCGAGUGGAAGAUUUUUUCAGUUGUGAAGCAUUAAUGAAAAUAGAUGAUUUAUUUUAAU